Chenopodium quinoa (quinoa) is the source of this 459-nucleotide messenger RNA. RefSeq lists its product as uncharacterized. Bases 1 to 459 code for a protein of 152 amino acids. The transcript has a single exon. The record is from RefSeq and is a predicted model, not a curated record. NCBI's taxonomy places the organism in Eukaryota, Viridiplantae, Streptophyta, Magnoliopsida, Caryophyllales, Amaranthaceae.
AUGCAAAUUGAUAAUGCCUUGUGUGAUUUAGGAGCUAGUGUGAGCACUUUGCCAUACUCAGUAUAUCAAAGACUAGAGAAGGGAGAACUUUUACCUACCAACAUUACCUUGAAAUUAGCCAAUAGAUCAAUUAAGAUCCCAAGGGGCAAGGUAGAGGAUGUUCCCUUAAGGGUAGGAAAGUUCAUUAUUCCAGUAUAUUUUGUGGUCCUUGACAUAGAUGAGGAUUCUACAAUUCCUAUUAUUCUUGUUAGACCAUUUCUUGCUACUUCGGGUGCUUUGAUUGAUGUCAAAAGUGCUAAGAUUUCACUUAAAAUUGGAGAUGAGGGAGUUGAAUUUGAUUUGAAUGAAAGUAUAAAAUAUCCUUCUUCAUCUCUUGAGAAUUGCAUGAGAGUUGAAAUUUUAGAUAAUCUUGUACAUUCAAUGCAUGAGCACUUGCUCACAACUAAUGAUCCUCUUUAG